CAAUUUUGUUCCGACAUGACAUGGCUUUACUUUCCAACUAAGCAUCAACUAGAUAACACACCGUUUCAUUCAUCAACCCAAUCCACAUCUCUUACUCUUCAUUCCUCUCUAUCCAUCUUCAACAAAAUGGCCUCUUUUUCAGCCACUUCUCUUACCUUUCAACCCUCUUUCCAAUUCUCCACAAGAACCAACCAGGUUUCUUAUAGAACUUCAAGUUUUGGAGCAGUUUCUGUAGGAUGGACAAGGACAAACUUACCUUCUUUGAGAUCCUCCGGUUUUCGCAUCUAUGCAGUUCAGGCACAACCUGAGACAGUGCAGAAAGUGAGCAAAAUUGUGAGGAAACAACUCGCUUUGACACCCGAAACCGAGCUUACUCCAGAAACCAAGUUCUCAGCUCUUGGUGCUGAUUCCCUUGACACAGUUGAAAUAGUGAUGGGUUUAGAGGAAGAGUUUGGGCUUAAUAUUGAAGAUGAUAACUCUGAAAACAUCACAACCAUUCAAGAAGCAGCUGAUUUGAUAGAGAAGCUGAUUCAAAAGAAAGAUGGAGCUUAGAAUUGAAGUGCAACUGAGUUAGGAUAAUCAUGUUUUGGCCUGUUUUUUUGCUUAUGAGUAUUCUAUAGGAAGGAAUUUGAUUUGUUUUCAUUGUAACUUUGUUUGGUGUUUGUUGCAAGUGGUGACAGAAAUGUUUUAUAGUUUUUGGUCUCAAGAUAAAAUAAGUAUGUGCUUUGGUUUUUUAGGUCAAGAUCAUAAGUAAUGUUUGUCAAUGUUUCAUGUUC
Molecule: messenger RNA, 776 nt
Organism: Vicia villosa (hairy vetch)
Lineage: Eukaryota; Viridiplantae; Streptophyta; Magnoliopsida; Fabales; Fabaceae
Product: acyl carrier protein 4, chloroplastic-like
Exons: 4
Coding region: 16-552 (178 amino acids)
Biological process (GO): fatty acid biosynthetic process
Molecular function (GO): acyl carrier activity
Source: RefSeq, a predicted model, not a curated record